GGUCGGCACCGAGGGUCGCGGAAAAGCGAUGAGCUGUUGGAGCGGAUCAUGAGGGUCGGAGUGCGUGCAGGGCGUGAAGCGACGUCUCGCGGGACCUGAUUCUCCUGAACAGGAUAAUCCAGCACGCCCACCGACCGUCCGAGAUUGGUGGUGAGCACUGAGCAGCACAUCGCGAUGGUACCUGGAGAUCGCAGCCCAGGACUGCACUGGAGGAGAGACCCUGACAGUGCGGCAUCACAGCCAUGUCUCCACUGUGCUUCAUACCACGCCUACAGAUUCAAGCGCCGGGCAUGAAUGUAUGGAGUUGUAGCUGUAGUUGUAGUAGUAGAAGUAGGACAGCAGGACAGUGUACAGCACUUCGCUGUCUGUACAUGUACAAGUGUUGCACCGUACUGUGCCCGAGACAAGGCCCUGUGGCGUGUGAGGUUGGGCCUUGGUGGACGCCAUGGCGUUGCGGUACGUCCACUAAUGCCAGACAGAACUUGAUUCACAGUACUGCACCGCAUUUCGAGGUUCGAAUGGCGGCCUUCAGGUCGGUAUCGUGGACCCUUUCCGAGUGGCUUGCUCCUUCGCCGUCAUUGCCACCGGCGAACAUACAUAAUGAGAAGACGCUUCCUUCGUGGAAACAUUGCAAAUCACGAUCUGCAGUUUCAGCGAUCCAUGAAGGCGAUCAAUCUUCCACCCGAAGCACCACCAACACCGUUCACCUGGGAAAAGGUCAUCGUCGCGAAACAACGAGCGGACGAUCAAACAGAGCAACGGCCUCGCGCACAUGUUCACGCGUUACACAUCAUUUCGCACUCGGCCCAAACUCUCUGAUAUCACCCACCCAUAUACGCACCACCUGCACGCAGGUCAUCCGCACGCAGACGACCCGAACGUUUCCCCUCCAGAACGGCCGUGCAGUGCAACCCGCCCGCACCCCAAAUAACGAUUGAACGAGCACUGCUCUGCCCGUCCUUCCUUCCGCGCGCGCACGCCCGCAAGCACUAUCCACUACCACACACCAUCCACUACCACACACCACGCUCUAUACAUACACAUUCACACAUUCACACACAGACACGCACCCACACCCUCCCACCCACACAGACACGACACGACACGACGCCCAUCCGUCCACCACCCACUCUCCGAGCGACCGCUGCCCGUUGAGCGCUACAUACAACCACCGCUGC
Molecule: messenger RNA, 1178 nt
Organism: Dissoconium aciculare CBS 342.82
Lineage: Eukaryota; Fungi; Ascomycota; Dothideomycetes; Mycosphaerellales; Dissoconiaceae
Exons: 1
Coding region: 243-938 (231 amino acids)
Source: RefSeq, a predicted model, not a curated record